UUGAGUGUAGUGUACUGGUGUGUGUGUUGAUGGUAGUGUACUGGUGUGUGUGUUGAUGGUAGUGUACUGGUGUGUGUGUUGAUGGUAGUGUACUGGUGUGUGUGUUGAUGGUAGUGUACUGGUGUGUGUGUUGAGUGUAGUGUACUGGUGUGUGUGUGUUGAGUGUAGUGUACUGUACUGGUGUGUGUGUGUUGAGUGUAGUGUACUGUACUGGUGUGUGUGUGUUGAGUGUAGUGUACUGUACUGGUGUGUGUGUUGAGUAAUCAGUAGAAUACACUCUCUCCCCCAGCCUGUAGGGGGCUGUGUACAGUGGCUGUCUCUCCCUGAUGAGGUAUGGGUAUCCAUACUGUCCCUCCUGCCACACAGAGAUCUGUCUGCAGUGGCCCAGGUCUGCCUCCACUUGCUCCGACUGGCCAAUGACCACACACUAUGGCAGGUUGUUAGUGUGGAGAACAGCUCAUAUUUAACUGACCAAUGGCUGAGCAGUGUGGGUGUGCGUAAUCCUCGAAGCCUGACUAUCUACAGGUGCAGCGGACAGUCAAUCACCCCGAGCGGGCUAGAGGAGUUUUUCAAACUAAGUCAAGCUUCUCUGGAGGUAGUUUUAACCCGUCACAUAAUGUACCAACUGCUGUGUUGUACAGAAAGAUUGAGAACUGUAGUAAUGUGAAGGAAACAAAAACACUGUUAUUUUCGUCCCGUUGUGAGACCUGUUCAUUGGCUACAGGUGCUGAGUGUGACAAGCUGCAGUGGGCCUGGUCUCCAUGGUGACCUGGUGCUGACUCUGAGUGGUCAACACUGUGAUCACAUGACCUGUGUGGACGUCAGCUGGAGCGGAGCAACUGACACGGGCAUCAAAGCUCUGACUGACACCUGCACUGGCCUGAAGACUGUUGUUCUCAAUGGUUGCCAAGUUACAGAUGAAGCCCUGAAUGCCCUCGUCAUAAAAUGCAAAGACAGUCUGCGCAGGUUGGAAGUGUUUGGCUGCCUGUCUAUCAGUCCCUCAUGUCUGAACACAGUGUCAGAGUUGUGUCCUGGGUUGGAGACUCUGAACAUCGGCCAGAUCCCUAAGGUCACUCACCCCUAUCUGACCCUGGUGACGUCACGUCUCAAAUGCCUUCAAGCCCUUAACCUGACUGGACUGCACGCAGUGAGUGAUCAGACAGUUCAUCAGGUCCUCCUGCAGUGCCCUGAACUCCAGAGGCUGACCCUCAGCUCCUGCCCUGGAGUUACUGACAUGAGCCUGCACAAGAUCAGCACCCACGCUCCCCACAUCAGGUUGUUGGAUCUAAGUGGCUGCGGUAAGGUGAGUGAUGCUGGUGUUAAGGCUGUAGCUGUGGCCUGUAGAUGCCUGCAGUACCUGGACCUGAGCUCCACCGCCACAGGGAACAGAGGGGUGAGCCUGUUGGCAAAGUACUGCAGCACUCAUCUCCACACUGUCAAACUGAGCUUCUGCCAGAUCAGCCCAGAGGCCAUCCACAACCUCAGCAGGCAGUGCAAACGUUUGAAGCUACUGCACCUCUACGGCUGUGCCCACAUCCCUACUGAGAAGGAGAUAAGAGACAUCAACCCAACUGUUACACUCUACCACUGACUUGAUACACACACACAGACACACUUAUUGUUGAAAUUGGUAACACAUCUGUCAUUUGUAAAUACAGCCUGUGUGAUAUAAAGAAUGAAGAGUGCCCACAGCACAAGUGUGUCAAGGGCCCUCCUUCCAUCACCUCCUUCAUACAGUGAUGUGGUGUCAGGCAAGCUUUAUCCAAAUUACAUCUAUCUAGUCAAGAUACAAAUAUUUUGUAGAUUUAAAAUUUUAAAAAUGUACAUGCUGAUUGUUAGUGAAAGUUUCCCAUUCUCUGGGAGGCUCCCGAGUGGUGCAGCAGUCUAAGGCACUGCAUCUCAGUGCAAGAGGCGUCACUACAUCCCCUGGUUUAAAUCCAUGCUGUAGAGGCCCAGUGUUGUCCAGGUUUGGCCAGUGUAGGCCGUCAUUGUAAAUAAGAAUUUGUCCUUAACUGACUUGCCUAGUUAAAUAAAGGUUAAAUACAAAAUAUCUAGCAGCCAGACAGAAAUGGGUCUUGGUCUUCUAGACUAUCUCUAUGGAAACACUUUUUUUUGUGUGUGUGUUUUGUUUAUUCAACCUAUUACAGGUAAUUAUGUUACUGCGCUUGUUCGGACGCACAGUUCUUGUUUGUUUUGUUCCUCUUUUUCUCAAAGUUGUGAGGUUGACACAAGAGACUGCUAAAGUAGGUAAGCCGCGUCAGCGUAACAUUCCGCAAUACGUUUUAUUACAGGGGACAAUUUUAGGACUCAUCAUUGUAGUCUGUAUGAAAAUGUGGGAUUGACCUCUCUGUCUGGAAGAAGAGAGCUGCAUUAUCUUUGAUUUAUUUACAAAGAUAUCUUACAGAACAUCCCUCCAUAUGUAACUUCAUUAAUUAAGGUAAGAGUCAUAAAUUACCAAACCUGUUCUCAGGAAUGGACAACACUAGAUCCCUUCAGUCUCCACAGAUUUGGGAAAAUCUGCGUUUUGUUUUUAGACCCCUAAUUUGUGGAAAAAUCUGCAGAGUUCACUGCAGUUAGAUGUGCCGGUGCCACUCAGGAAGUUUAAAUGAUUGAUUGAGGUCCUCUAUGUCGAUUGUGAUUGUUUUUAUUAAAUAUGUUUAUUUUGGUUUAUUGUAUGCUGAAUUAUAUUGUUUUGUACACAAAUGUGUGCAUGUUGCUUUAUAAUUAUGUUUUUAUUGUAAUGUAUACAGGGCUCUCUUGUAAAAUAGACUUUUAAUCUCAAA
Molecule: messenger RNA, 2783 nt
Organism: Oncorhynchus masou masou (cherry salmon)
Lineage: Eukaryota; Metazoa; Chordata; Actinopteri; Salmoniformes; Salmonidae
Product: F-box/LRR-repeat protein 20-like
Exons: 8
Coding region: 806-1591 (261 amino acids)
Cellular component (GO): cytoplasm
Molecular function (GO): protein binding
Source: RefSeq, a predicted model, not a curated record